Egretta garzetta (little egret) is the source of this 2214-nucleotide messenger RNA. RefSeq names its product neurolysin (gene NLN). The record is from RefSeq and is a predicted model, not a curated record. NCBI's taxonomy places the organism in Eukaryota, Metazoa, Chordata, Aves, Pelecaniformes, Ardeidae. Gene Ontology annotation, molecular function: metalloendopeptidase activity. Bases 26 to 2068 code for a protein of 680 amino acids. The transcript is spliced from 12 exons. Gene Ontology annotation, cellular component: mitochondrial intermembrane space. Gene Ontology annotation, biological process: proteolysis; peptide metabolic process.
CCUUGGGCCACGGCUUGUGUUGAGAAUGACAUUAGGAGCAGAAAUUACUAGCCAGCUCAAGGCUUCUUCAUACAUAGCAUCGGGCCGAAACUUUUUGAGAUGGGACCUGUCACCAGAGCAAAUUAGAACACGAACAGAAGAUCUGAUCAGGAAGACGAAGCAUGUAUAUGACAUUGUCGGGAUGCUUGAUAUUGGAGAAGUAACACAUGAAAAUACUGUACAGGCCUUGGCAAAUAUAGAAGUGGAAUACGCAGUGGAAAGAAGCAUGUUGGAUUUUCCCCAGCAUGUCUCACCUGACAAAGAGGUACGCUUAGCAAGUACAGAAGCUGACAAAAAACUUUCUAAUUUUGAUGUGGAGAUGAGCAUGAGAGAAGAUGUCUUUCAGAAGAUUGUUUAUUUGCAGCAAACCUGCGAUCUUGAAAACGUAAAGCCUGAAACAAAGCGGUAUCUAGAGAAAUCAGUUCAAGUGGGAAAAAGAAACGGACUCCAUCUUCCUAAAGAAGUGCAGAAUGAAAUAAAGACAAUGAAGAAAAAAGUGAGCGAGCUGUGUAUAGACUUUAACAAAAACCUGAAUGAGGAAAACACUUUUCUUGUAUUUUCUAAGGAAGAACUUGAAGGCCUUCCUGAUGACUUUAUUAAGAGUUUAGAGAAGACUGAGGAAGACAAAUACAAAAUUACUUUAAAGUAUCCCCACUAUUUUCCUGUCAUGAAGAAGUGCUGCAUUUCAGAAACCAGGAGAAAAAUGGAAUCUGCCUUUAACUCAAGAUGCAAAGAGGAGAACACAAAAAUCCUUCAGCAAUUGCUUCCACUAAGGGCAAAAGUAGCAGAGCUUCUUGGUUACAAUACACAUGCCAACUUUGUCCUGGAGGUAAACACCGCAAAGAGCACAGAUAAUGUAACAGCCUUCUUAGAUGAUUUGAGUAAGAAGCUAAAGCCAUUGCUUGAGGAGGAAAGAGAAUUCAUUCUGGAUUUGAAGAAAAAGGAGUGUAAAGAAAGAAACUUUGAUUAUGAUGGAAGAAUCAAUGCAUGGGAUCUUCAUUAUUAUAUGAACAAAACAGAAGAGCUGAAGUACUCCAUAGAUCAAGAAAAGCUGAAGGAGUACUUCCCAAUUGAGGCCGUUACAGAAGGCUUACUGAGUAUUUACCAGAAGCUGCUGGGACUUGUGUUUGAGCAAGUAGAAAGUGCUCAUGUUUGGCAUGACAGCGUUACUCUUUAUACAGUAAAGGAUAAUUCAACAGGAGAAAUGUUAGGGCAGUUCUAUUUGGACCUUUACCCCAGAGAGGGAAAGUAUGGGCAUGCAGCAUGCUUUGGUCUCCAGCCCGGCUGCCUUCUCUCUGAUGGCAGCAGAAUGAUGUCUGUAGCUGCUCUGGUAACCAACUUCACAAAACCAGCAUCAGAUCGUCCAUCAUUGCUGCGACAUGAUGAAGUAAAGACUUAUUUCCAUGAAUUUGGUCAUGUAAUGCAUCAGAUAUGUGCACAGACUGAUUUUGCUAGGUUUAGUGGAACUAAUGUGGAAACAGACUUUGUAGAGGUACCUUCACAAAUGUUUGAAAACUGGGUGUGGGAAAAAGAACCACUACAGCAAAUGUCAAGACAUUAUAAAGAUGAGAGCCAUGUUGGAGACACUCUCCUUGAGAAACUUGCUGCCUCUAGACUGGCUAAUACAGGCCUUUUAACCCUCCGUCAGAUUGUUUUGAGCAAAGUUGACCAGGCACUGCAUACAAAGCCAUCUGUUGACCCAGCAGAUGAAUAUGCUAAAUACUGUGUGGAGAUUCUAGGAAUUCCUGCCACCCCAGGAACAAACAUACCAGCGACUUUUGGACACCUGGCAGGUGGUUAUGAUGGUCAGUACUAUGGAUACCUGUGGAGUGAAGUGUUUUCUGUGGACAUUUUUUAUAGCUGCUUUAAGCAAGAAGGAAUAAUGAAUCCAAAGGCUGGGAUGAAAUACAGAAACCUCAUUUUGAAACCUGGAGGAUCUUUGGAUGGAAUGGUUAUGCUACAAAAUUUCUUGGAGCGUAAACCAAGCCAGAGAGCUUUCCUAUUGAGUAAGGGAUUAUGUGUUCAGUAAAAUUAUGGUUCCUUUGUAAUGGCAUAUAAGUGUGCAAUGAGCUGGAAAUGUCAGUGCAUUUCAUAUCUUAAAUAUGUAUCACUCUGGGGAAAUUGAGUCACUUCUUGAUGAUUUUUUAAAAUUGUAUAAAUUAAAAUGUGAUAUUU